GAAAUAUGAUGGUAGCCGUGGGAUGCAUGAGCAUGUCCUUGAAAUGACAAAUUUAAUUGGCUGCUCAAUUAAAGAAUUUAGGAAUGAGUGUGGAUGAGUUUUUUCUCGUGCAAUUUGUUCUGAACUCACUGUCCUUGUCUCCUCAGUAUGAGCCAUUUCAAAUUAAUUAUAACACUAUGAAGGAUAAGUGGAAUUUAAAUGAAUUGGCUAGUAUGCUUGUUCAAGAGGAGGCAAGACUUAAACAAUCAGGACAACAUUCGGCUCAUCUCACAUAUCAAGGGGCCAGAAAGAAAGGAAUGAAGCCUAAAAAGGUCAUAAAGCAAGGACCACCUAAAGUGAUUGAGUCUGCUCAAAGUUCUCAGACUCAGAGGAAGGAAAAGUAUAGUGAUAGAUGCCAUUUUUGCAAAAAGUCGGGACACUAUCAGAAAGACUGUUCAAAACGUAAGGCUUGGUUUGAAAAGAAAGGGAUUCCUUUCAACCCAAACCAUAAACCCUAAUGCAAACUUCUUAUUCAUGGGAAAUCGAGUCAAAGCUCCAAUAGAAGCCGUGGGCACUUAUCGUUUAUUUCUAGAUACUGGUCAUCAUUUGGAUUUACAUCAGACUUUUUAUGUUCCUUCUGUUUCUAGAAAUUUAGUUUCGCUCCCUAAACUUGAUUUGGAUGGUUACUCAUUUCAUUUUGAGAAUAAAAGUUUUAGUUUAUUCAA
Rhododendron vialii is the source of this 704-nucleotide messenger RNA. RefSeq lists its product as uncharacterized. Bases 84 to 497 code for a protein of 137 amino acids. Gene Ontology annotation, molecular function: nucleic acid binding; zinc ion binding. Lineage: Eukaryota; Viridiplantae; Streptophyta; Magnoliopsida; Ericales; Ericaceae. The record is from RefSeq and is a predicted model, not a curated record. The transcript has 2 exons.